AUGAUUUUGAUAGUCUUUGAGAAGUAUCCACUGCAGCCAGAUGGAUUGUUUACGGUAACGUCGAGGGAUUUAUAUCUCCUGAAUAUCAGCGCGACACCCGACAGAACUCCCGUAUACGUGGAUCCUUUCAGGCUGCUGGCAUUCGCUAUAAUAGAUGCGACUAGCGGUUGUACGAUUCCUCGUGUCCUAGGGCCCAGAAAAUUGGAAAACACUGAUCUCCGCGAGAUUAAAGCGACUCUCAGAGGAGAGGGAGUGGUUGGGAAGAUUGACAAUUGGUUCACUUUAGCUGCUCUGCCGCCCAAAACCACAACAUCAAAAACUAGGCGCCCUUGA
Molecule: messenger RNA, 333 nt
Organism: Histoplasma capsulatum G186AR
Lineage: Eukaryota; Fungi; Ascomycota; Eurotiomycetes; Onygenales; Ajellomycetaceae
Exons: 1
Coding region: 1-333 (110 amino acids)
Source: RefSeq, a predicted model, not a curated record